AUGAGAAUAUUCUAUUUGGCUAUAUUGUACUAUAUUAAUUCCUUAAGAGAGUCUCAAGCUAAUUCAAACAAUUUUAUAUUGAAGAACAAUGAACAAAUAAAAACAUUAAGAAGGGUUAAUACUAAAAAUAGAAAACAUGAUAUAAAUCAUAUUUUGAAUUUUUCCUUCCUUUCUAAAGAAGAAAAAAAGGAGAACGAUAAACAAAACGAUAAACAAAAUGAUAAAGAAAAAUAUAAUGACAAAGAAAAUGAUAAAGAAAAAUAUAAUGACAAAGAAAAAUAUAAUGACAAAGAAAAAUAUAAUGACAAAGAAAAUGAUAAAGAAAAAUAUAAUGACAAACACAAAGAAAAAAAUAAAGAUAAUAAUAUAGAAAAGGAGAAUGACGAACACAAAGAUCAUAAAAAUGAUCACAAUACCAUAAGUUUGCUAGAUAAAGGAAAAGAUGAUAAAAGUAAAACAACAAAUGAAAAACAGGAUAAGGGAAAAAAUAAAGAUGAAUUUGAUGAUGACGACGACCUUAUAGAUGACGAAGAAGAAGAUGAUGAUGUGGAAUCUGAUGAUUUAAAAAAUAAAUCGAAAAAUAAAAGUAAAAGUAAACAAGAAGAGAAAAAAAAAAAUGAUAAAAAAAAGAUGAAUCCUCAUGACACAGAAGAUGAUGAAGAUGAAGAUUUGAAUGAAGAAGAUGAGGAAGAAAAUGACGAAGAUGAAGAACAUAAAAAGAAAAACGAAAAAAAAAAAAAGGAUGGUGAUGAUGAUGAGAAUGAUGAAGAAGAAGAUGAAGAAAAAGAAAAAAAAAAGAAGAAAGAAAAGAAUAAAGAAAAAAAUAAUAAAAAAAAUAACAAUAAAAAAAUAAAACCUCAUGAAGAUCAUCAUAAAAAUGAUCAUGACCAUGAACAUCAUGAGGAAAAUCAUAAACAAAAAUAUAAAGAAGAAAACAAUAAAAAACAUCAGGAAAAACAGCAUGAAGAGCAUCAAAAUAAUAACAAUCAUAAAGAAAAUAUAAAAAAGGAGGAAAACCAUGAAAUACCAAUUUUAAAUAAUAAUCCACUUAACCAAAUGACAAAUAUGGCAAUUCCAAAUGUGUCGCAAAAUAUACUUCCAAUUAUGGAUAACAGCAUACCAAAAAUGGAAGAAAAACAUACCCCUAUAAAUAAUGAAAUACAAUAUGACAAGAAUAAUGAAGAUAUACACAUUCCUGAUGAUAUUAAAAAUGAUUUCAUGAAAUUACUGAAAAAUCUUGUUUCCCUAAACAGCAAGAACAAUUUAUAUAAAAGUCAACAUGAACAUUUAAAAGAAGAUGAAAAAAACAAACAUUCAGAAAAUCCAGCUUUAUAUAAUAAAUUAUUUUAUGGACAAGAUAUCCAUAAUAAUUCAUCAUUUUUCAAUAAAAUCAUCAAUCAUAUAAAAAAAUAUCUCAUGUAUUAUAUAAUAGGUGUUAUUGUUUUUUUCUCUCUUGCAUUGGUUAUGCAAUCUUCAGAUUAG
Plasmodium reichenowi is the source of this 1482-nucleotide messenger RNA. RefSeq lists its product as hypothetical. The record is from RefSeq and is a predicted model, not a curated record. Lineage: Eukaryota; Apicomplexa; Aconoidasida; Haemosporida; Plasmodiidae. The coding region runs from base 1 to 1482 and encodes 493 amino acids. The transcript is spliced from 5 exons.